This is a messenger RNA of Salvia splendens (bonfire salvia), 3932 nucleotides long. Its product is annotated as serine/threonine-protein kinase prpf4B. Gene Ontology annotation, molecular function: ATP binding; protein serine/threonine kinase activity. Lineage: Eukaryota; Viridiplantae; Streptophyta; Magnoliopsida; Lamiales; Lamiaceae. The record is from RefSeq and is a predicted model, not a curated record. Gene Ontology annotation, biological process: mRNA cis splicing, via spliceosome; peptidyl-serine phosphorylation; peptidyl-threonine phosphorylation. The coding region runs from base 111 to 3149 and encodes 1012 amino acids. The transcript has 16 exons.
UUUGGCUAUUUGUUUGCGAAAUUUGAUUCAAUUAGAUUUGGCGAACUUUUACCCUUAAGCCUUCACCCUAAAUCUGCGAUUGUUUUACCUCAACCCUAAUUCCAGCUAAUAUGGCCGGCGAUUCGAUUGAAGCGACGCGCCGCAAGCACCACCGAUCCUCCGCCGACGACGCGGAGGAGCUAUCGAAGCGCCGCAAACAUCGCCAUCACCACCGGCAUCGCCAUCACCACCGCCACCGGAGCAGCAAAGAGAAGGAAGAAACGACGGAGCUGGAAUCAUUGGAAGGUGAUAGAAUCGAUGAGGCUGAGGUUGAAGAAAUCAAAUUAGAAAGUACUGCGGAGGACGGUGGAGCUUCUUUCGUGAAGCAUAAAUCUGAUCUCGACGGAUUGGAUUAUGAGAUGGAGGAAGGAGAGAUAGUGGAGGAUGAUGGUUUAGCUGAUUUGGUUAACAAGGAUUCUGAUAAGUUGCAGAAGAAUUCUCAAUCGGAUGCUGAGUUUGGGGGAAUUAAGAAGAAUUCUCAAUCGGAUGCUGAAUUUGAGGGAAAUAAGAAGAAUUCGCAAUCGGAUGUUGAAUUUGGGGAAAUUAAGACGAACGGAUGUGUUGAUUUUGACAUGGGAGUUAAUGAAGAUAGUCCGGAAAGAGUUGAUAAAAGAUUUCAGAAACUGGGGAAGGACAAAACAGAUAGCAAAGAAAGUGGUGAGAUAGAUCAGGAGAGAAUAUCUAAUUCCGUUGGUCUUGCAAAUGGGGGUGAUGAACAUAAAUAUCAGGAAGUGGAUAGUACACAUCUCUCCCGUGAUGAUAAGAAAACUCGAAAUUCUGUUGAUGAAGUUGACCGAAGAAGUUUUAGGAAAUCUUCAUCUUCCGAGAAAGAGAGAUCAUAUAGUAACCUAUUGAGGUCACCUGAUUUGUCUAGGGGAAGGUCCCGGUCCCGAAGUAUUGUACGUGAAGCUUCCGUGGAGGACCCCUAUCGUAGGGAGAAGAAACGUCGGAGUGGAUCUAAUGAUGAACGGACUGCUAGAGAUGCCAAAGCAUACAGACACAGCAGUAGGGACAUCAGUGACAAAGAACGGGAGCGUAGUUCUAGCAGCAGAUAUACGGAGAGAGUAGAAAGACACUAUAGCAGGGAGGCUCGGGACACACACAGGGAGGGCAGCAGGGAGAGGGAUAGAGAUAGAAUUAGAGACAACGAAAGGAAGGAAGAGGAUAUUGGAAGGGAAAGAGAAAGAAGCAGGCUUCAAGAUAGAUAUCUAGGAGAGAGGGAGCAAGAUAUGCGGGAGAAUGAUAGAGACUGGGAAAGGGAGAGAGGCAGAGAUAGGGAGAGGGAGAGAGUAAGAGACAGGGAAAGGGAGAGAGACAGGGAGAGAGAGAGAGACAGAGACAGGGAGAGGGAUCGAGUAAGAGAAGACCAGAUCAGGGAUCGGGAGAGAGAUCGACAAGGGGUUAGAGAUAGCAGAAGAGCUAGAAGCAGGGAUAAUGAUAUCGAUAGAUUAAGCAGACGCCAGAAAUAUGACAAGUGUGAAAAUGCUGUUAGAGAUAGGGUUAAUGAAUCCAGGCACAGAAGAAACUAUGAAGAUUACCAUACAGAGAACACUAGGAGAAGUGAUUUUGAAAAUGAGAGGUCUAAAGAUAAACUGGGUAAUGAGAAGUUGGAGAGAGAAGAUGAUAGACAAGAGGACUAUCAAGAAAAGAUCGCAGUGCAACUUGCUGAGCAGGAAGAGGAUGAUCUUGAUAAAAUCAAGGAGGAAAGUAGGAGGCGAAGGCAAGCUAUCCUUGAAAAGUACAAGAACAAACAGCAAAAACCCGAAACCCGUUUACAAGUGGAUACAGAGGGAGAAUCUUCAGCACAAGUGAUAUCUGCUGAAGUUCUACCGGAAAACUCUGACAAUCAGGCUGAAGGAGCAGAUGAUUAUGUUCUUGAACCAUCCUUUGUGGUGGGGAAAUCGCCUUCGCAAAAUGGUCUUUCAACUGUUGAAAUGGCCACUGGAACUGGUGGGCUAGGAGAGGGUACCCCCAAGAGCGAGAGAUCCAAUGAUAUGUUCUGUGAUGAUAUUUUUGGAGAAUCACCUGCUGGAGUUCGUAAAACGGGUAAAGGGGAUGGUGUAGCUGCUGAAAAGAGUGGACUUAAUGACAAUUGGGAUGACGCUGAAGGUUACUAUGGCCACCGUUUUGGGGAAGUACUUGAUGGCCGUUAUGAGAUAAUAGCUGCCCACGGAAAAGGUGUAUUUUCAACUGUUGUUCGAGCAAAGGAUCUAAAGGCAAAAUCUGAUGAUGCUGAAGAAGUAGCAAUCAAAAUCAUACGUAACAAUGAAACAAUGUAUAAGGCAGGUAUGGAAGAGUUGGUCAUUCUAAAGAAGUUAGUCGGUGCUGACCCUGAGAAAAAGCGCCACUGUGUUCGUUUUCUUUCUACCUUCAAGUACAGGAACCAUCUAUGCUUAGUUUUUGAAUCUCUUCAUAUGAAUUUACGUGAAGUUCUGAAGAAAUUUGGUCGUAAUAUUGGUCUGAAGCUUACAGCUGUGGGGGCAUAUGCUAAGCAACUAUUCAUAGCAUUGAAACACCUGAAAAAUUGUGGUGUUCUUCAUUGUGAUAUCAAACCAGAUAAUAUGCUGGUGAAUGAUGCAAAAAAUGUGUUGAAGCUUUGCGACUUCGGUAAUGCCAUGUUUGCUGGUAAAAAUGAAAUCACACCAUAUCUUGUUAGCCGUUUUUAUCGUGCCCCUGAGAUAAUUCUAGGACUAUCAUAUGAUCAUCCUAUGGAUAUUUGGUCAGUCGGUUGCUGUUUGUUUGAGCUUUACACCGGGAAGGUCCUAUUUCCUGGUGCUACUAACAAUGACAUGCUUCGUCUUCACAUGGAACUGAAAGGUCCUUUCCCGAAAAAGAUGCUGCGUAAGGGAGCAUUUACUGAUCAGCACUUUGACCAGGAUCUAAAUUUUCUUGCAACAGAUGAGGAUCCAGUCUCCAAAAAGCCAAUAAGGAGGUUGAUUGUGAAUAUCAAGCCAAAAGACUUUAGCACAUUAAUUUCAGGAUCUCCGGGCGAGGAUCCAAAAAUGGUUGCUAAUUUUAGAGAUCUUAUGGAAAAGAUAUUUGUCUUGGAUCCAGAUAAGAGGAUGAAUGUAUCACAGGCCUUGGGCCAUCCUUUCAUCACGGGCAAGUGAACCAUGAUGAUGAUUUCUGACUACAGAACUGCUGUUGCAUUAGAUACUCAUGCAUUUGGUCUCGUCUCAAUACUGAAUUAUCUAAUUGGACAUUUAUCUGUCUUUGUCUUCUGUCUGGGAGCGAGAGUUCAGGGGACAUUGAAUUGGGCAUGGUUGGAGUUCUUUGAGAUGAUCUUGGGGAAGGCAGUUAUGGAGUUCUAUCCAUGGAUUGUUUUCUGUUUCUAUUGACCCUUCAUAUGCUAUGAGGAAACUGUUCAAUGGUUUAGAUGAUUAAAGGCAUUCUGGAGAAGGACUGUAUGCCCUGAAGAUGUUUGGAUGCUGCUCUGGAGCAUGAAAUAACUCUUGUUGAGCAUCCCUUCAAACUGGUUAUGGCUGGGCUAUUUCUGAUGUGGCAGGAGGAUUUUUAGUAUUGAUGAUGUGGCAGGAGGAGUUUGUGGUUAGGCUAUGGCUGGGCUAUAACCACUGUGGAUGCUCUUAUGCCAUGCCCUGCCUCGCCUCGUGUCAUCGAAGGACUGCAAGCCGACACCACGAUCCUCAUCUGUAUUUGAGACCAAGUCCCUCCGUUUGAAAUAAGAAUUGAAUGUAGUUGAAAUAACUGGACCAAAACGUAAACUAAUCCAGCUAAAGAAUACCUCAAGUAUAUUAAGGUAUUGAAGAAGUUGGCGACGAUUUCUGGUAUUGAAAAAAUUAAACAAACUAUUUGAAUGAUUAUUACAUAGUACUAGAGAAAUUAUUUUGAUCGAACACAUUUAAUUUUAACGAAUUGUUUUCGAAAAUGCUAAA